This is a messenger RNA of Bactrocera latifrons, 1205 nucleotides long. RefSeq names its product transcription factor Adf-1-like. The transcript is spliced from 5 exons. The record is from RefSeq and is a predicted model, not a curated record. Lineage: Eukaryota; Metazoa; Arthropoda; Insecta; Diptera; Tephritidae. Gene Ontology annotation, cellular component: nucleus; transcription regulator complex. Bases 385 to 1164 code for a protein of 259 amino acids. Gene Ontology annotation, biological process: regulation of transcription by RNA polymerase II.
UCGUUCGCUUGCUGCUUUCCACAAGAAAAAAUUAAGUUUAUGCGCACAUAAGGGUUAAAGGUUACUUCAUUAGCAAAGCAGAGCACAAUCAGCUGGAGUCACGAAAUUGAAGAGCGCAUUUACAGAGCGCGUAUGACGCAAAUAGAGAGAGCGUGCUUUUCUUUGCAUACGUUUCAAGCAAUUGAGCGCGUUUCAAUGCGGCACCGCCAGUCCGUUUAUCGUGCCUACGUGCGCGCUAUUUGGCUGCUCUCCGUUCAACGAAAACGUGUGCACAUUCGUAUAUGAAACGCAUGAAAACGGAAAAAAUCUAGUUAUUGUUGAAGCGUUGUUAAGUCAAAACGUAACUUUGUUUCUUAAUUCUGUCGGUGUGAAGCGUUUACGAAAAUGGUUAUAGACGAUUUGAAGUUAAUUCGUGAAGUAAAAAUACGACCAUAUUUCUAUGUGAAAGGUUUGACUGGCUAUCGAAAUUCGACGCUACGCAAAAAAGGUUGGGAACAGAUUGGCGGCAUUUUCGAAACAACGGGCGAAGAAUGUUGCACACGUUGGCGCGUUAUAAGAGACCGUUACGUAAAAUUGAUUGCCAAAAAAGGUGCAAAGAAACCCUUAACAGGUUAUGAUAAAAACUGGACACUUUACAAGCACUUGGGUUUUCUAAAAGCGCACAUUAAACCUAGAACUUAUAAGUUCAAGCAGAGCACUGCUAAUGGCGAAGCGGAACAAGAAGUUGACGAGCACGAGUUUAUACAAAACAUUUCCUACGAAGACACUUUCGAUGAAGACCUAACCAAAUAUGAGUCCAGCGUGGAGGCUGAGGAAUCGCUUAUGUCCAUACCCGAUAUGGAUUGUAAUGAUGAUUUGCCAAUUGAAAUCACCACGGCUGAACCAUACGCGCAAUCCACCGUACCUGACGUAACGCCGCAGUGUAGCGAAUUCCAAGAGAAAUUUUCAGCUUUUACGAAGAGAGUGGAAUUCUUGCUGAAGCAGCGGCUGACAAACGCAUCGGAUGAUAAAAAUGAAGCUUUCUAUCGCAUGAUCGGCGUUAAGCUGGCCGAAUUGCCGGAAGAUGAGCAGGAAGAUGCCAAAUUGCACAUCAUCUCACACGUUUUCGAAAGGGUGAAGACGUAUAAACAAAAGACGCGCUCGCUUAAUAGUACACAUAAUUAGCUGCUAAAAUGUAAUGUAGGAAUUAAAUUUUUUUCUUUUUU